CCCGGCGCUUCCUGGGCCCGGCACAGCUCGCUCGCCCGCCCGGGUAAGGCUCCGUGCGGGGCCGGGCCGCGGCCUGCCCGCCGCUCCCCGCCCCGCGCUGCUCCGCCCGGGGCUGCAGGCCGCUCCCCCGCCGCCGCUCCUCCCGCCGGGCCGCGCUGCGCCGGCCCCGCCGGGCGAUGAGGAGCUGCUUCUGCCUGCGCCGGGGGAGCCGUGACCCGCCGCCCGCCGCACGGGCAACAGAUCAGUCCAUGAUGCCUGAGGUGCGAGACCUCUCCGAUGCCUUGCCUGACUUGCCAAUGGAUCCCAUCACCGGUGUUGGUGUGGUUGCUUCCCGGAACCGAGCACCGACAGGUUAUGAUGUAGUUGCACAAACAGCAGAUGGCUUGGAUGCUGACCUCUGGAAAGAUGGCUUAUUUAAAUCCAAGGUCACACGAUACCUGUGCUUCACAAGAUCAUUUUCAAAAGAAAAUAGUCAUUUGGGCAACGUCUUGGUUGAUAUGAAGCUCAUUGAUAUCAAGGACACUUUGCCAGUGGGCUUUAUCCCCAUCCAGGAGACCAUCGAUUCACAGGAAGUAGCUUUCAGAAAGAAGAGGCUGUGCAUUAAAUUCAUCCCUCGGGAUUCUACAGAGGCAGCAAUCUGUGAUAUCCGAAUCAUGGGUCGAUCUAAACAAGCCCCUCCUCAGUACAUAUGCAUAGGGGAGCUGAACAACAUGGGCAUUUGGUACAGGAUGGGCAGAGUCCCCCGCAACCAUGAGUCUUCACAGCCUGCAAGUCCUCCCUCCCAAGCACCAACUUCAGCACCAACUUCAACACCAGCUCCAGCUCCUAACCUGCCAAGGCACAUCUCACUGACACUCCCUGCCAGCUUUCGAGGCAAAAGUCACAGCACUCGCCUGGACCUGGAGCACCAGCACUCAAAUUUGUAUGCCAUAUCAGCAAUGGAUGGAGUGCCUUUCAUGAUUUCAGAGAAGUUUACCUGUGCUCCUGAAGGGAUGCAGCCAGUUGAUCUCUUGGGCAUCACAAUCAAAACCCUUGCAGAAAUUGAAAAGGAGCAAUAGCAACAUUACAGCAAAGCUUCCGGAUUUCCAAAGCAGCAAGAACGUUUUCCCUGGAGCUGGAUGCCUUGCAAAAAAUAUUCCCAAAGAAUUCCAAGAGUUAUUGUCCUCUGUUGUCAGAUUUGUGGAUUUAUGCACCCAUCCUCCGAGCUGCAAGACGAGGAUGAAUGAAAGUACUUCACCCUUUCAGGAGAACUGAUGAAAGUAGAUGCAAAUCCUGUACUGCGUUCUCGGGCGGCACCUGAAGUCAUGUCUCACACAGCAGGACUGGAGUAGUGUAUGAAGAAGUGGGAUGUGAAGAGGCAGUGAUGCUCAGUGGGCAAAGGCAGAUUUAAGCUGAGGGCAUCCCUUUGCCCAUGGCUGUUUGAGUGAAUGUGGGACAGAAAGGAGCAUGAGCCCUGGCAGCACGGCUGCUGCUCUUCCUCUGAGGCUGCAUAGGUUUGUCCCAGCUGCUCCUGCUGUCCUGGCUAGGGAAUGUCACUGAGCUGGUGUGUUGGCAGGUGAGGCAGCCGCUGUGCAGCGAGGACUGGUGCAGGUGGUGGCAAAGGCACUGGCACCCUUCUCAG
This is a messenger RNA of Dryobates pubescens (Downy woodpecker), 1621 nucleotides long. RefSeq names its product multivesicular body subunit 12B (gene MVB12B). Gene Ontology annotation, biological process: regulation of epidermal growth factor receptor signaling pathway; virus maturation; viral budding. Gene Ontology annotation, cellular component: late endosome; ESCRT I complex. Lineage: Eukaryota; Metazoa; Chordata; Aves; Piciformes; Picidae. Bases 177 to 1058 code for a protein of 293 amino acids. The record is from RefSeq and is a predicted model, not a curated record. The transcript has 10 exons.